AUGCAGCAACAGCAGUUCUAUUCACCUGCUCUUCAUCAGCAUUAUCAUCACUACCAAACUUAUCCGCCAAGGAUUCAAGAAAACAUGGGAAUUUACGACGGACACUAUGUUUUCUUCCCCCCUCCUGAUCAGACUCCAUUUUACCCUGUUCCGUCAGCUUAUGGCUUCCCAGUUUAUCCACAAUCCAUUCAGCCAGGUUACUAUUCUCGAGAUUUUUUUCUUCCUAGCCCUCUGCAAUACUACUACGGUCAUCCUCCUGCUGAAGCGAUGUACUAUGAUCAGAAUAACAAUUACUAUGUUAAUCAAGAGCAAAACCUCCAAUGUCCCCGGAGCCAUCUUCAAGAAUCUGAUCAGGGACCGGACCUCCUCUCCCGUUUUAGCUUUGCACCAGAAGAUGAGACUGUCAUACUUGAUUUGGAUGCGGAGGAGAACUACCCACUUGAGAACCAGCUUCAAGAAUCUGGUCAUGGACGAAAUAUUCACUUACGAUUGAGCGCGAGCUUUGCACCAGAAGAUGAUACUACUCCCCUACGUGCGUUGGAUGUAGAGUUCGUCAAUGAGGAAGGAAAUCUUGCCAGCGUCACGACUUUGAUUCCUGCUGAUGACCCAAUUGUUGAGUUCCUACAACAAUUGGUUCCAGAAGACAGGAUUAGUAAAAAUAGUGGUUUACUGGAAGCAACCAUCUCAGAGCAUCUGAAAAUCAGAAGUUAUCAAACACUUGCUGAUCAACAACCUGAAAUUUGCGUAGUUUGCCAGUGCGAGUGCGAGAAUGGGGAGACAAUUGGAACUCUAGAAUGCAAGCAUGAGUACCAUGCCGACUGCAUCAAAAGGUGGUUAAUGAAGAAGAAUGUUUGCCCUCUUUGCAAACGUGAAGGAAUUCAACAGAAAAGCUAA
Molecule: messenger RNA, 894 nt
Organism: Coffea eugenioides
Lineage: Eukaryota; Viridiplantae; Streptophyta; Magnoliopsida; Gentianales; Rubiaceae
Product: probable E3 ubiquitin-protein ligase ZFP1
Exons: 1
Coding region: 1-894 (297 amino acids)
Cellular component (GO): nucleus
Molecular function (GO): ubiquitin protein ligase activity
Source: RefSeq, a predicted model, not a curated record